AGAAAAGAAAAGAAAAGAAAAGAAAAGCGGGUUUUAAUGACUUUAAAAAGGUUAAGUGAAGUAGACAGGCUUGCUCUUAUCAUCCGGAACCCCUUUUCCAUGGUGGAAGCAUCCACGCUACUCGAUAUGAGGAGGCAUGCUGUGGUAACGGGAGCAAACAAAGGGAUCGGAUUGGAGAUUUGCAGGCAGUUGGCCUCGAAAGGGGUGACUGUGGUCUUAACUUCAAGAGACGAGAAGAGGGGUCUGGAGGCCGUUCGCAAACUAAAACAAGAAGGAUCUGCUCCUCUGCCGGGUGAAGUAGUUUUUCAGCUGGACAUUCUGGUGAACGAUGCUGGGAUUAGCAGAAUUGUUUCUUAUUUUCAUGCCCUUCAAGAAGCUGUCGAGCGCAUUGGUGGUUGGGUAAGUCUUCAUGCUAUCCCAGAUAGCUUUUCACUUGCAUAACAAAAUAUAGAGAAUAAUGAAAAAAAGGAAGACAAUCAAGUUUGACAGAACUGGAAAUAUGUUUAUCCUUUUGAUAUAGCCAACUGAUGACCGGGUAUGAAAAACGUUGGCAACCCAAAAUUACAAAUUGGCAGUAGAAUACCUGGAAACAAACUUCUAUCGUGCAAAAAGAGUGACCAAAGGUCUCCUUCCCUUGCUUCAACGGUCGCAUUCUGCAAGGCAAUGUCUCUUCAAAGUUGGGACUCCUGCAGGUAGCCUAGUAAUAUUCUUGGACUUUCCAGUUAUAUUCGGAGGUAAGAUAUGCUUGAACUUUGGCUGUCCAAUUCAAUUUUGCGUACUCAUGAUUCGAUUCAUCUUUCGCAUUUUGGACCUUGAACUGCUUCUCAUCAUAGUUGGGAGUCGAGAGAACUCAAGGAACUUUCCUGUACCUGAGGUGUGGAUCACUAUUUUCCCCCGAAUUCUUAGUGAAACUAACGUCAAUGUCUUUACCAUUAUCAGAAUAUUCCAGGAAAAUCAAUUACAGAUGCCCUUGAAGAUGUCGAGAACCUCACAAGAGAUCGAAUAGAUGAGCUCCUCAAGGAUUUUCUGGAAGAUUUCCAGCAAGGUCAAUUAGAAGCCGAAGGCUGGCCUGAGAACCUCUCCGCAUACAAGCUGUCGAAAGCAGCCUUACAUGAGGCUCCUAGCAAAAGAGUUCCCGUAUCCUUCCUGGUGAACAGCAUUUGCCCGGCUUUGUCAAGAUGGAUAUAACUGGCAACAAUGGAGUUCUUAGCGCUCCAGAAGGAGCAGAGAGCCCUCUACACUUAGUCUCUUCUCCAAGAAACUGGGCCCUCCGGUCUCUUCUUCUCCCGGGAAAAAAGUCUGUUCUUUCUGAGAAACAUAGGUUAUCUAUUGAAUAUCUGGCAAUAAGACCAAAUAUUAUUUGCCAAAAGAGUACAACCUAUAUCUAUAUAUCUAUAUAUAUAUAUAUAUAUAAAGUUCCGAGCUUAAUUCU
Messenger RNA from Punica granatum (pomegranate), 1432 nucleotides. The record is from RefSeq and is a predicted model, not a curated record. NCBI's taxonomy places the organism in Eukaryota, Viridiplantae, Streptophyta, Magnoliopsida, Myrtales, Lythraceae.